GUACUCUUUAGCAUCUUGUAGCCUUUUCACAUUUCCAAAGAAACAGGGGAGUAUUUGAGCACUAAUACUCUCUCAGACAUUUCUUCAUUACUUCUAAGGGAAAAAAAAGGUUCAAGGCCAUGAAUGUCCCUCAUUUUGUGUUUGGCAUAUUUGGGAAUGCUUCUGCUCUGUUCCUCUUCUUGGCACCAGUGAUCACAUUCAAGAGGAUUAUAACCAACAGAUCGACAGAGGAGUUCUCAGGCUUUCCUUAUGUGAUGACACUGCUCAAUUGUCUCCUUUCAGCUUGGUAUGGUCUACCUUUUGUGUCUCCAGACAACAUCCUAGUAUCAACAGUGAAUGGAACAGGAGCUGCAAUUGAAAUUGUUUAUGUUUUGAUCUUCAUCACAUUGGCACCCAAGAAGGAAAAGGCUAAAAUUUUUUGCCUCUUCACCUUUGUACUCUUGGUUUUCUCUGUUGUUAUUUUUGUGUCCCUUUGUGCCUUGCAUGGAAAUUCUAGGAAGCUCUUCUGUGGCUUCGCCGCUGCCAUAUUCUCCGCCAUCAUGUAUGGCUCGCCACUCUCAAUUAUGAGACUAGUGAUCAAAACUAAGAGUGUGGAGUUCAUGCCCUUCUUCCUAUCCCUGUUCGUGUUCCUCUGCGGCACUUCGUGGUUCAUCUUCGGUUUGAUAGGUCAUGACCCUUUUGUUGCUGUACCUAAUGGUAUUGGUUCUAUUUUGGGAACAAUGCAAUUAAUAUUGUAUUUCAUAUACCGGGACAAGAAAUGUGUUCCAAGGAAGCAGGCCAAAACAAAGGAGGAAUCCAUGGAGACGGGACAUGCAAAACCUCAUAAAGAGAAGCAAUCCAAUGCAAAUGGAGCUCAAGCAUGAGAAUUGUUUGAUUAAAUUAAAAUCAAUAGUCAAAAGACUCAAAACUCAAAAUCAGAGUUACUUGCCAGCUACAUAUAAUGAAAGCAAGCACCUCUAUGUUUUGGUCUGCUCUUAUUUUAGUUCUAUAAAUGUCUUUAAUUUAAGAUAUUGUUAGCUUUAGCCGAAUCAUAUAGUUAAUGUGUGGGAAUUCAUUUAAAAUUGAUUGUAAAACUAAAAUCAAUUUUGAGGAGAAACUUUUAUAAAUAGUUAUACUUA
Lotus japonicus is the source of this 1118-nucleotide messenger RNA. RefSeq names its product bidirectional sugar transporter SWEET1-like. The coding region runs from base 120 to 863 and encodes 247 amino acids. The record is from RefSeq and is a predicted model, not a curated record. Gene Ontology annotation, cellular component: membrane. Lineage: Eukaryota; Viridiplantae; Streptophyta; Magnoliopsida; Fabales; Fabaceae. The transcript has 6 exons. Gene Ontology annotation, molecular function: sugar transmembrane transporter activity. Gene Ontology annotation, biological process: carbohydrate transport.